UUAAAAUGGAAUGCGGUGCCCAAACUUCCCUCUCCUCUCUCCUUCCUCUUUUCUCUUCCCCUAUCUCCCUAUCUCCCUCUCCCGAUUUCUUUCUCGCCUCUGUGCCAAGCAGCCGGCGUGAAGGGCAGCAAGAAAGCUGCACCACGAGCACGCCACCGGUUCCACCACGAAGACCACCCCAGCUGAAGUCCAGCAGCGCAGCCACGUCUCAAAUCCCACUAUCGAGCGCAGCACCACCACAGGUUCCUCCACGCAAUGCCCACUGCCCACCACUGCUCAGCCCACCUCAGACCACUGAAGCCGUUAGCCAACCCACUUCAGCCGCAAGCUUCCCUCGCUGCUCAGCCCUUUAAGUUGUGAAAAUCCAUUUGGUGAAACUCACCGAGAAGUUUGGGCUUGUGAGGUUUUCAAUGAAUGUCGAUUAUAUGCUGAUGCUGUAUUGUAUUCUAAUAGCCGUCUGAAUCAAUUAAUGCCCAUAUCACUGAUUUUUCAAUUGCAAGUUUGAUAUGUUACCGAAAGCCUUCACUUUGGUUAAAUUAUUAUUUUCAUCGCACCAUUUGCUCUCAUUUCCCAGGGAAUUAGUUUCAAAACCUUUGCUGGUCUUCACGACUGCCACGUAUUCAACGAAAAGUCCAACCCAAGUUGAAAGGGUAGAAGUUGAAGACCACCCAAAAAACUCCAUUGAUGUUCUGAGGAAAUGGGGUUGUAGUGAUCGUGAUAUAUCGAAGAUAAUUGUCCGCCGCCCUUCUUUACGCCGGGCUGACAUUGCCCGCCUUCAAUCCAAACUUAACAUGCUCAGUGGCUUGGGUAUUGGAGCUCAUGAUCUUGUGAAGAUGAUCAAUUGUCGCCCCAGGUUUCUAAGUUGUCGAAUAAAUCAUUGCUUUGAUGAGCGGCUUGAAUUUUUUAUGACAUUGUUUGAGUCAAGGGAGGUGCUUGCUAAAGCUAUUGUUAGGAACCCUUCACUCUUGAUGUAUGACAUUAAUAACAGGAUCAAGCCUGCUAUUGCGCUGUAUCAAGAGGUGGGUGUUAGUAGAAAGGACUUGAUUCCUAUGCUCCUUUCUCGGCCCACCAUGAUACCUCGAACUUCAUUUGAUGAAGAGAAAAUGGAAUAUAUUCGCAAAACUGGGAUUUCCAAGGAUUCCAAGAUGUAUAAAUAUGUUGUUACGAUCAUUGGUAUCUCACGCCACGAAACAAUUCGUCAAAAGAUUGGAAAUUUUGAAAAGUUUGGGUUUUCAGAUGAUGAAAUCUUCAAUCUUUUUGGGAGAUCCCCCCUAAUGUUGACACUAUCAGUUGACAAGGUACAGAGGAACAUGACUUUCGUUUUGAGCACAAUGAAGCUUCCUGCCAGUGUGGUCCUUCAGUAUCCAUUUCUAUUGUACUUUAGCUUGGAGACUGUGUUAAAGCCGCGAGUUCUUCUUGCAGAGAAGAUAGAUGACAUGGGUCUUGAUUUGCAGAUUAAAGGACCCACAAUGCUUAGGGCACUGAGGAUGACAGAGAAGAGGUUUUUAAAGGCGUUUGUCACGUGUCACCCGACAGAUGUUGCUGAUGAGUUGUUAGAGUUCUACAAAUGCGCCAAAGGGAUCAAGCGAUUGGCAGAAGCCUCAAAGAAAAACAUUAGCGUGGGAUUCCCUUUUUGAAGUUUUGUUCACCGGCUGCUCUGUUUUUAUCUGCUGUAAUCCAUAUUAGUAUACUUUCCUGUCUCAUUUGUUUUUUAUAAUACGAGAGUUUUUGAUACACAGCAGCUCUCUCUCUCUCUCUUGCUUGCUCUCUGUGAUUGCAUCUGAUGUGCAGACUCUGAUUAUCCCAGUUAAGGUAUUCUUUAGGGCCAGUCUCUUUGUAGAACUCUGUUUGAACAUACAGAACUUGACCCAAUUGGCCCAAAAUAAUUACCAUUUUUUUUAUGAGAAUUCACUUGAAGUUGAUUUUAGUUUA
Molecule: messenger RNA, 1932 nt
Organism: Carya illinoinensis
Lineage: Eukaryota; Viridiplantae; Streptophyta; Magnoliopsida; Fagales; Juglandaceae
Exons: 2
Coding region: 507-1637 (376 amino acids)
Biological process (GO): chloroplast organization; regulation of DNA-templated transcription
Cellular component (GO): chloroplast
Molecular function (GO): double-stranded DNA binding
Source: RefSeq, a predicted model, not a curated record